Molecule: messenger RNA, 2167 nt
Organism: Callithrix jacchus (white-tufted-ear marmoset)
Lineage: Eukaryota; Metazoa; Chordata; Mammalia; Primates; Cebidae
Gene: GPR26
Product: G protein-coupled receptor 26
Biological process (GO): adenylate cyclase-activating G protein-coupled receptor signaling pathway
Cellular component (GO): membrane
Molecular function (GO): G protein-coupled receptor activity
Source: RefSeq, a predicted model, not a curated record
GGCGCGCACCAUGAACUCGUGGGACGCGGGCCUGGCGGGGCUGCUGGUGGGCACGAUGGGCGUCUCGCUGCUGUCCAACGCGCUGGUGCUGCUCUGCCUGCUGCACAGCCCGGACAUCCGCCGCCAGGCGCCAGCGCUCUUCACCCUGAACCUCACGUGCGGGAACCUGCUGUGCACCGUGGUCAACAUGCCGCUCACGCUGGCCGGCGUCGUGGCGCAGCGGCAGCCCGCGGGCGACCGCCUGUGCCGCCUGGCCGCCUUCCUCGACACCUUCCUGGCGGCCAACUCCAUGCUCAGCAUGGCCGCGCUCAGCAUCGACCGCUGGGUGGCCGUGGUCUUUCCGCUGAGCUACCGGGCCAAGAUGCGCCUCCGAGACGCUGCGCUCAUGGUGGCCUACACGUGGCUGCACGCGCUCACCUUCCCCGCCGCCGCGCUUGCCCUGUCCUGGCUCGGCUUCCACCAGCUGUACGCCUCGUGCACGCUGUGCAGCCGACGGCCCGACGAGCGCCUGCGCUUCGCAGUCUUCACCGGCGCCUUCCACGCUCUCAGCUUCCUGCUCUCCUUCGUCGUGCUCUGCUGCACGUACCUCAAGGUGCUCAAGGUGGCCCGCUUCCACUGCAAGCGCAUCGACGUGAUCACCAUGCAGACGCUUGUGCUGCUCGUGGACCUGCACCCCAGUGUGCGGGAACGCUGUCUGGAGGAGCAGAAGCGGAGGCGGCAGCGAGCCACCAAGAAGAUCAGCACCUUCAUAGGGACCUUCCUUGUGUGCUUCGCGCCCUACGUGAUCACCAGGCUGGUGGAGCUCUUCUCCACGGUGCCCAUCGGCUCCCACUGGGGGGUGCUGUCCAAGUGCUUGGCCUACAGCAAGGCCGCGUCCGACCCCUUUGUGUACUCCCUACUGCGACACCAGUACCGCAAAAGCUGCAAGGAGAUUCUGAACAGGCUCCUGCACAGACGCUCCAUCCAUUCCUCCGGCCUCACCGGUGACUCUCACAGCCAGAACAUUCUGCCGGUGUCUGAGUGAAGGACCACACUCCUGCUGAAGAGUUUAGAAUGAGGCAGCGGUGAGAAGAAGGGAGGGAGGGCGUGGAGGCCCCUGGGUGAACACCACCAGCUGCCAGCCCCUGGUUGGCGUGAUCCUGGUUCCCUUGCUUGUAGGGGCUCCAGAGCCUGCUUCCUGGUUCCUCAAGGGCAGACAUUGGACAGUCCCUAUUUGUCACCAAAGGAUGACUAUGGGCCAUGUGCUGGCCUUUUUAAGAAGCUCCUGGACUCACCUGAGGCUCCCUGGGGGAUGACACUCAGUUCUGUAACUGUCAAGGAUGAAGAGAGCUGUUGGCAGGUAGGAAGCAUGGUGUCCACCUGCCUGCUGACCACUGGAUGCUGCUCCAUGCUGAAGAAAAGUGACAGUCUCCAGAGGACAUUUCAGCCAUGCCAAAGGGAGGCUGGUAGUGGUCAUUUGGCCCGGAUCUAACAUGGCACCUCAUCUCCACAGGGUAAUGGUGGCUGCUUCAAUCCAAAUAUUAUUCAGCUGGUACUAACGACAUUGUGCCCAGCUGGGACUCUUGGGCUCUGUGCCUGAGGGAAAAUGUUUCACAACUAGCAGCUGCCCAGUUGCUGCUGGCCAGUUGUCUUAGAAAUGGUCAGUUGGAUUCAGCUUUGCCCUCUCCUUCCCCCUAAAAGCGAAUGUUUAUGUGUGCAGACAAUCCUAGCAUGAAAAUGCUUUAGAUAGGCUGGUCCUACACGUAUUAGGUUCUUUCAAGUUUGACUGGGAGGUCACCUUCUGAUUUACACGUCCUCGUUGUUGGAGCUCAGUAAAGGCAGGAGGAAGGUGGCUGGUUGUUCCCCCCUUCCCCUGUUUGUGACCUGAUUUUUCAGGAAGUGUUUCGCCUUGUCUUAUGCAUCUUGUCUGGCAUGUCCUGGGAGAUGGAUGAGCAAGAGCUGGCCUGAGCAGGGAUUUCUGCCUUGAUUUUAAGUCACUGGGUCCCACUGUCCUGGCGCCUCCGUCUUCCUGGUUUCUGCAAGCCUAUUAACAGAAAGUAGAGGCUGUUCACGGAAGUGCCCUGUGCUAAUGAUGAGACAACGAGAUUUUUAUAGAGUACCGCACCUGUAAUACACAUGCCGAUCUGUUAGCAGCCCUGACCUGAUUUAAUAAAAACCAAGGAGAGCA